UUGAGAUCGCCAUCACACAACAGUUCCAACCAUCGGGAUAGCAACACUGAAGUAAAACUAUCAACGAUGAAGGUCCAUACAGUACUCGUCCUCUUCGCGUUCUUCGGAGUUAUGACAGUUGUCAUAUCCCAAGUGAAAGGCCGUACUUACUGCGGUAGAGAAUUGGCUAUAGCUCUGGACCUGAUCUGCAAUGGGCAACUAAUCAAGAGAUCUGAAACGCCGAAGAAUAACAACGAAUUGGACUGGCCGUGGAUACCCUCGCACACGGCGCAUAGCUUGAACAGGAUCAAGAGGCAGAAUGUGGUGUCGGAGUGCUGUCUCAAGCCCUGCACCGUAAAUGAACUGCUGACGUACUGCGGUAACUAAGCGGCCGAUAAUUUCUUCAGAUCAGACGGCUGUGUUCACGCCCGUGCUAUAGAACUAUAGAACCAACGUAUGUACCAAAUAGCACUAACAUUAAGGCUUAAAACACUGUAACAGCUGUACAAUUACUGUAGCGCCCUUGUGUAGCCUGUAGUACGUGUUACAGUCACUGUACAGCUAUAAUAUUGUUUAAUCUCAGUGUUCACUUUCCGAGCUAUUUGAUUAUUGCGUUGUUAUUACAAUAUUACAAGUUCUGUCGGAGGGAAAAUUGCUGUAUACGUCCAAAAAUGCAAUAUGUCGGGUGUAUAAUGCACACGGACGUGAGUGCAGCCGUUUACGAACACUCGCAAAUGAAUUGAUGGCUGAUAUUGAGAUGGUGCUUAUAUAAAAAACAGCACUAAAUUAUUCAUGUUAUUCAUAUUAAACAAUUUGUAUUUAAUGUUGACGGAGGUGAUGAUAUGCACAGAUGUAACGUUAACAGAUUUGACAAAUGCGUUUACAAGACAGUACCUUUAAUACAAUGUCACUCACACGUUAUUGACGUUUUGUGUGACUCCGGCUUUAAAUUUACAUGCUUGCAAUAGUUGAAUCCUUAACGAGUAUUUAAAUACAGUCAUAUU
This is a messenger RNA of Pararge aegeria (speckled wood butterfly), 983 nucleotides long. Its product is annotated as bombyxin A-1 homolog. The transcript has a single exon. NCBI's taxonomy places the organism in Eukaryota, Metazoa, Arthropoda, Insecta, Lepidoptera, Nymphalidae. Bases 67 to 366 code for a protein of 99 amino acids. Gene Ontology annotation, molecular function: hormone activity. The record is from RefSeq and is a predicted model, not a curated record. Gene Ontology annotation, cellular component: extracellular region.